Messenger RNA from Acytostelium subglobosum LB1, 462 nucleotides. RefSeq lists its product as hypothetical. The annotation marks the transcript as partial. Gene Ontology annotation, biological process: translation. Gene Ontology annotation, cellular component: ribosome; small ribosomal subunit; cytosol. Gene Ontology annotation, molecular function: RNA binding; structural constituent of ribosome. Lineage: Eukaryota; Evosea; Eumycetozoa; Acytosteliales; Acytosteliaceae. The record is from RefSeq and is a predicted model, not a curated record. The transcript has 3 exons.
AUGUCCUUAGUCGUGCCAGAGAACUUCCAACACAUCAUCCGUAUCUACAACACUAAUGUGGACGGUAGACGCAAGAUCAUGUACGCCUUGACUGACGUCAAGGGUAUUGGUCGCAGAUUCUCCAACCUUGUCUGCAAGAAGGCCGACGUCGAUAUGAACAAGAGAGCUGGUGAGAUGUCCAAGGAGGAGAUCGAGAGACUCACCACCAUCUUGAACCACCCAAGACAAUACAACAUCCCAUCCUGGUUCUUGAACAGACAGAGAGACAUCAGAGACGGAAAGUUCUCCCAGGCUCUCGCCAAUCAGCUUGACGUCAAAUACAGAGAUGACCUCGAGCGUCUGAAGAAGAUCAGAGCUCACCGUGGUAUCAGACAUCACAUGGGUCUCCGUGUCAGAGGUCAGAAGACAAAGACCACUGGUCGUCGUGGUAGAACCGUCGGUGUGUCCAAGAAGAAGGGAGGU